Neurospora hispaniola is the source of this 1574-nucleotide messenger RNA. Its product is annotated as tryptophan synthase beta subunit-like PLP-dependent enzyme. Gene Ontology annotation, biological process: L-serine catabolic process; L-threonine catabolic process. The record is from RefSeq and is a predicted model, not a curated record. Gene Ontology annotation, molecular function: L-serine ammonia-lyase activity; threonine deaminase activity; pyridoxal phosphate binding. Bases 251 to 1471 code for a protein of 406 amino acids. Lineage: Eukaryota; Fungi; Ascomycota; Sordariomycetes; Sordariales; Sordariaceae. The transcript is spliced from 2 exons.
CAUGUAACGGAUAUAUCUUGUCCUCCAGCUUCCCCGGAUUUUCUAAAACUUGACCUAUCGUUUUGGCUACCGACUCACUUUCUUCUCAUUCAUCAUUAUCAUCAUCGUCAUCAUCAGGAGCUUCCAAGAGGACACAUCCAUCCAUAUAUUACAAAACAAGGUGACCGACACUUCUCUUCGAAAUCCUCAAGAAAACCUUGAACCGCCUUCGAGUCCAGUCCAGUCCCGUCCAUCCAUAUACACCACCAAAAUGGGCUCCGUAUCAUUUCCCGCGUCCUCGGAACCUCCCAAGCCCUGGGUUGAAACCCCCCUCAUCUAUUCUGCCCAACUAUCCAACGCCGCUGGGUGUAACAUCUAUCUCAAACUCGAGAAUGUUCAGCCUUCGGGGUCUUUCAAGUCUCGCGGCAUAGGCAACAUGAUGCUCCGCUCCACCCUCCCUUCUCCCCCUUCCUCCCCGUCCUCUUCUUCUACCUCCUUCCAGGAACCUCCCACCACCCAGAGAAAAAUCCACUUCUUCUGCUCCUCCGCCGGCAACGCCGGUCUCGCCUGCGCCACCACCGCCCACACAUUGGCUUGUCCAGCAACCAUCGUCGUGCCCACCUCUGCUCAGGAGCCCGUUUUGCGUCGACUUCGCGGACUAGGUGCUACGGUGGUGAUCCAUGGUAGUUCGUGGUUUGAGGCUGAUACCCACCUUCGCGAAGUAGUCAUGCCCGCUUCGGCUCUUGAGGACUUGCAGCAGGAGAGUAGCGGUGGAGAGGGAGAGGAAGGGGAGGGGGAAAAGACACAGAAGAAGACGAAGCAAGUCUACGUUCCCCCCUUCGACCACGAAGAUAUCUGGUCUGGAGCAGCCACCUUGAUGGACGAAGUCGCUGAGCAAAUGCGCGUCGUGCACCGGGCCUAUGUCGAUGCCGUGGUGUGUAAUGUUGGUGGUGGCGGGUUGUUGAAUGGCAUCAUGGAGGGCGUUUGGGGUCCCACUCGAAACCCCGGAACAGGAGAAGGGGGGCUGGGAAAAGAAGUGGGAGGUGGAAAGGAGCCGAGGGUUCUUGCGAUCGAAACAGUCGGCGCCGAUAGUUUCAACCAGUCAGUCAAGGCGGGCGAGCUGGUCAAGAUGAAGCAGAUCACGAGCAUUGCGUCGAGCUUGGGCGCGGUGCAAGUCUCGAAGAAGACGUGGGAGUGGAGCCAGAUGGUUGGCGGAGAGAACUUGGUCAGCGCGACGGUGACGGAUGCGGAGGCGGCCAUGGCGAGUGUCAGAUUUGCGGAUGAGCAUCGGAUGUUGGUGGAGGUAAGCUGUGGCGCGACGUUGGCAACGGCGUAUAAUGGGGAUUUGAGGAGGUAUCUUGGGAAGGGGUUGAGUGACGAGGAGUGGCGGAAUGUUAACGUUGUUAUGGUGGUUUGUGGUGGAAGUCAUGUUAGUGUGGACGUGUUGAAGGCGUAUAGGGAGAAGUAUGGGCCGGAGAUUGCCUGGGCUUGAUGGUGAGGGUAACCAAACGGUUUAUGGAUGAAUGGAUGGAUGGAUGGAUGGAAGAAAAGCAAAAAGCACGAUAUGGGGCGUUAAUGGGUCUCUCUUUGGUUGU